UCCUUUCAUUUUCCCUAUCUGGCACAACAGCAUCAAUGACUAGAAUUAGCAGUGUAAUGCUCAAUUCACUAAAAAGUUGCAGGCAGAAAAGAUUGCAAGAACUUACAAGACUGUAGUAAGCUUUCACUGCAUUCAGAUUUAGAGAUGAGCUUAGCUGAGGAACAGUCACACCAAUAUGUCAGGAUUCUUUUCAGAUUGCUUCAGUUAUGAGCACACAUAUUUUGAGAUUUCUGCUCUGUGGCUUUCAGCCUCGUUACUUUUUUUUCUAAAAAAGAUUCCUCAAGUCACAUAAAGCUAAAUGUGCAGAGAAGAAAGAAGGAAAGAAAGAAAGAAGAGGCAUAUCAACCAUUGACAGAAACUGCUGAGGUGUGAGAGAACUGGGGCAGCUGGAGACAUGCUCAGACAGGGUGAAGUCUAAGCAGGCAGAUAAGCUGUGUUUUGCCCACGCCCAGCUCAGAGGCGGUGAGGCUUCCCAGGGUGACAGAAGCACUGGAUCUCUGAGCAGCUCCCUUCAAAAAGCCUCCACCAUGUUCCUCGCUAAAGCUUUGCUGAGUGGAGCAAGUGGCAGUGGUCGUGGAGGGAGCCUUGCACGCGGUCUUGGAGGUCUCCUAAGCGGAGGCGGACAUGGAGGGAAUCUUGGAGGACUUGUUGGAGGUCUUGUCAAUCUUAUCAGUGAAGCAGCAGCUCAGUAUAAUCCGGAGCCACCUCCACCUCCUCACAAUCAUUUCACCAAUGUGGAAGCUUAUGAGAGUGAGGAGAUCAGACAGUUCCGUCGCCUUUUUGCCCAGCUGGCUGGAGACGAUAUGGAGGUGAAUGCCACAGAGCUAAGAGACAUCUUGAACAAAGUGGUUUCCAGGCAUCAAGACUUGAAGACAGAUGGCUUCAGCUUAGACACGUGCCGUAGCAUGGUAGCCGUCAUGGACAGUGAUACGAAUGGCAAACUGGGCUUUGAAGAGUUUAAGUACCUGUGGAACAACAUCAAGAAAUGGCAAUGUGUGUACAAGCAGCACGAUACCGAUCGGUCGGGCAGCGUUGGGAGAGAGCAGCUGCCGAGUGCCUUGAAGGCUGCAGGGUUCCACCUGAACCAGCAGCUCUGCCAGGUGAUCGUGCGCAGGUACGCCCACGAGGACGGCAGCAUGGACUUCAACAACUUCAUUAGCUGCUUGGUACGACUCGACAGCAUGUUCCGCACCUUCAAGUCCCUGGACCGAAGCGGAGAUGGACAGAUCAAAAUGACCAUUGAAGACUGGCUGCAGCUGACCAUGUACUCCUGAAGGCAGAGCAGAGAAGAAUCAGCUUCAUCUGGAAGAUCACAUGGAAGACUACGAUCCUGUGCUGUAGAACUGUAGUUUUUUCCUUCUUCUAAGCAGAUGUAGCUCAGCUGAAAUCUGUGAUUCCUCUUGUGCAUGCAUUAGUCUGCUUUUCUGAAGGGAUUGUGUAAGUUGGCAGUUGGACAGUCUGUCUCAGCAAACUCUCUCUAGACUCUCAAGGGAGGGAAAAUGUUGAAGGAUCAAAGCUUAGUUAUUUCUUCACGUAAAGUGGCUUGUAUAUGAGUAGAACUAUUAUAUAAAAAGCUCGUAAGUUUGGCGUUGCUCUGUGAUGUUACUGUUCUGAUUUGUCAGCAUUCACUUAGCUGGAAUAAAACACUGCUCGCCUGAAGGCAGUCA
Molecule: messenger RNA, 1667 nt
Organism: Calidris pugnax (ruff)
Lineage: Eukaryota; Metazoa; Chordata; Aves; Charadriiformes; Scolopacidae
Gene: CAPNS2
Product: calpain, small subunit 2
Exons: 1
Coding region: 528-1274 (248 amino acids)
Molecular function (GO): calcium ion binding
Source: RefSeq, a predicted model, not a curated record